AUGGCGGGCCCGCUGCUGGAGUUCGAGACCGAGAUGUUCCUGAGUCUGUUCGGCUGCGACGGGCUGCUGGUGGCGGCCGAGGGGAUGGGGAUGGACCGCAUCCUGCUGCAGUUCAUGCGGGUUCACUCGGAGAAGGACAGCCUGGUCCUCCUGCUCAACACGACCACUCCCGAGCAGGAGUAUUUCACGGAGCAGCUGAGGGUUGAGGGCGUGACCCACCUGCCCAGGACGGUGACCAGCGACGUCCAGAGCACGGAGCGUUACACCGUUUACACCGAGGGGGGGGUGCUGUUUGUCACCAGUCGGAUCCUGGUGGUCGACUUCCUCACCGACCGCAUCCCUGCUCAUCUCAUAUCAGGCAUCCUGGUGUUCCGUGCCCAUAAAAUCAUCGAGUCUUGUCAGGAGGCCUUCAUCCUUCGUCUGUUCAGACAGAAGAACAAGACGGGAUUCAUCAAGGCCUUCACCGAUAAGGCCACAGCCUUCUCCUCCGGCUUCUGCCAGGUGGAGCGCGUGAUGAGAAACCUCUUCGUCAAGAAGCUCUAUCUGUGGCCCAGGUUCCAGGCAUCAGUAAACACAGCACUGGACAGGCAUAAACCGGAGGUGGUGGAGCUGCAUGUGUCGCUGACGCCCGCUAUGAGGGCCAUUCAGAGCUCCAUCCUGGACAUUAUGAGCGCCUGUCUGAAGGAGCUGAAACGCUACAACCCUACACUGGAGGCUGAGGACCUCUCACUGGAGAACACGCUUGGAAAUGGUUUUGAAAAGACCAUCCGUCAUUACCUGGAUCCCCUGUGGCACCAACUGGGAGCCAAGACCAAGGCCCUGGUCCAGGACCUGAAGGUGUUGAGGGUUCUCCUGCUCUACCUCACACAGUACGAUUGUGUCACCUUCCUCAAUCUGCUUGAGUCGCUCCGCUCCAGCCAAAAGAUCUUUGGCUCCAAUUCAGGGUGGCUGUUCCUGGACUCGAGCACUUCCAUGUUCAUGAAUGCCAGGGGUCGUGUGUACCGCAUGAGUGAGAGCAAGAAGAAACUCAAAGUGGGGGCAGAGGCUGAGAAACAGAAGUUACCCUCGACCUCAGAUAUGAAAAGAGUCCUGGUGCUGGAGAAGAGCCCAAAGUGGGAGGCUCUAACUGAAGUGCUGCAGGAGAUUGAGAGAGAGAACAAGAGCUCUGAACAUGAACCAGGUCGGGUCUUGAUCUGUGCCAGUGAUGACCGGACCUGUGCCCAGCUGCAGCAGUACAUCAGGCGCGGCUCUGAGGAGCUGCUCAACAGACUGUACGCUCGCACAAUCGGUAAACGGGACCCUGCCGCUGCCGCUGCCCUGGAGUUCGACACUCACAAAAAGGGCAAUGGCUGGCCCAAGAGAGGAACCAAGGGGAAAGAGCCUGCUCAGAGAAAAAACACAAAGUCCACGAAGAGUAAAAGCCGACCAUCUCUGACCCUCACCCAGAUGGUCGGGAAGGGGGAGGCGGCGGAGGCAGCAGCGAUGGGAAGCAGCGGAGACGAGGAGGAGUUGACGGAGGACGAAGAGGGCGAGGAAGGGCAACUGAAGCUGGAUUUGUCAUCUGACGCUUACUAUGGUGUCCUGAAGGAGCCGCUGACUGUCAUCCACCCACUGAAAGGCUGCACCGACCCACACAGCUUGACACGGGUGCUGCACGAGGUGGAGCCCAGUUUUGUGGUCCUGUACGACGCUGAAGUGAGUUUUGUGCGACAACUCGAGAUCUACAAAGCCACUCGGCCUGGAAAAGCACUCAGGGUGUAUUUCCUCAUCUACGGAGGGUCGACAGAAGAACAGAAGUACCUCACAGCACUGUCUAGGGAAAAGAAAGCAUUCGAACACCUCAUCAGGGAAAAAGCUACCAUGGUCAUACCAGAGGAGAGGGAGGGACGAGAAGACACCAACCUCGAUCUUGCUAGAAAUUUAGAGCCUGCCAACGCCACCACCAACACCCGCAAAGCAGGAGGCCAGGAGCAGCCCAAGGAGCCCUCCCGAGUCAUUGUGGACAUGCGUGAGUUCCGCAGUGAACUCCCUUCCUUGCUGCACCGCCGUGGUCUGGACAUCGAGCCUGUCACCCUAGAAGUGGGUGACUAUAUCCUGACCCCGGACACAUGCGUGGAGCGCAAGAGCAUCAGCGAUCUGAUUGGCUCUUUGCAGAGCGGCCGUCUCUACACCCAAUGUCUCUCCAUGACCCGUUAUUACAAAAAGCCAGUGCUGCUCAUUGAGUUUGACCCGGCAAAACCGUUUUCCUUAAUGGCUCGAUCGGAUUUCCGGCAUGAGAUCUCAUCUAAUGACGUCUCCUCAAAACUCACCUUACUCACUUUGCAUUUCCCCCGCCUGCGAAUACUCUGGUGUCCCUCCCCACAUGUCACAGCUGACCUCUUCCUGGAGCUGAAGCAAGGCCGCCUGGAACCCGACGCUGCAGCAGCUCAGGCAGUCACAGCCGAGUCGGACACGGUGGCUGAAUCAGCAGGGCUCUACAACCCAGGACCUUAUGACUUCCUGUUGAAAAUGCCUGGGGUCAAUAUAAAAAACUAUAGGGCCCUGAUAAGAAAUGCCGACAGCCUGGCAGAUUUAGCCAAACUCAGCAAGGACAAGCUCGCAGAAUUACUGGGAAAUGCGAACAACGCUAAGAUCCUGUACGAGUUUCUGCAUAAUGUUGCUGAUGUUCCUGCUCCAGUGCAGAGGAAAAAGAAGACAUAGGAAUAAUAUGUUUCUUAACACCAGGAUUGUAUUUGCUUUGUAAAGCUGGAUGAAAGUUAAAUUUCAGCAUAUUAUAUUAAUGUGCAGAAUGAAUCAAAGUAAUGCAGGUUUCUCUCUUGUAUUUUGGAAACUACUCUGUAGAUAUAUGCAAGAUAUGGAACUUUUAUCAUAUUCUUAAAAAGUUGUGGAAA
Messenger RNA from Limanda limanda (common dab), 2891 nucleotides. RefSeq names its product excision repair cross-complementation group 4 (gene ercc4). Gene Ontology annotation, cellular component: nucleotide-excision repair factor 1 complex. Bases 1 to 2700 code for a protein of 899 amino acids. Lineage: Eukaryota; Metazoa; Chordata; Actinopteri; Pleuronectiformes; Pleuronectidae. The record is from RefSeq and is a predicted model, not a curated record. The transcript is spliced from 10 exons. Gene Ontology annotation, molecular function: damaged DNA binding; single-stranded DNA endonuclease activity; single-stranded DNA binding. Gene Ontology annotation, biological process: double-strand break repair via homologous recombination; nucleotide-excision repair involved in interstrand cross-link repair; resolution of meiotic recombination intermediates.